Molecule: messenger RNA, 564 nt
Organism: Dibothriocephalus latus
Lineage: Eukaryota; Metazoa; Platyhelminthes; Cestoda; Diphyllobothriidea; Diphyllobothriidae
Source: the annotation of a GenBank genome assembly
AUUAGCACAAAAGAUGCUUGCAAUUGCCAUGGGAAGGGUGAAGAUCACGAGCGUUUCUCUGCCAAGUCCGACCUGCAGGCUUUGAUGAGGAGACGCCACAGAGGCUUCGUCCUGCGUCCAACCAGUACUUUCGGCCAGUUUGAGUCCGCGCUAUCGCCAGUCAUUAGCCAGUACAUCCGUAUCGCGCAGGAAACCAAAUUCGAGAAGAUAGGUAACCUACUCUUCAACAUUUGGCAAUUGCCCAAACCGGAGCUUGUUCUCACGUUUUACGGCUCUGAUCCAAAAUGUGCAGGAUUAACCAAACUGCUCCAAAGAACUCUUGGGAAGAUCACCCGGCAGACACGAACUUGGCUUUUGACGGACGGUAAGUUAGGUGGCACGGCUGAGCUCGUGGCCCAGGCAAUGCGCGGUUACACAGAGGCCUACGGGAUGAAGGAACUGCAAGUCAUCGGACUCACACCGUGGGCUCUACUGGCCAACGCUGAAUGUCUUCGUUCGGACGACUUUCUGGUACGUACUCCAGCCUCCUUUACUGCGUUUGCCGUCCAUAUGCGGACAAUGUAA